AUGUCAGAUCCCGCCCCCAUACUUAUAUCUGGUCUGCCGCGAGGUUACCUGGUUUCGUCUUCUCUAAGCACACUGCGCCACGAGGCAUACCGGAUCAUCGAGUGGUUUAAAGACCAUACCAGCGGCAAUCAGUGGAUUGUGGUUCUUGACCUGUCACCAACACUAAUUGAAACCCUUACAACCGACCGCAACGCGCUUAACGGUGUCACAUAUCGCUUUCAAUGGGAGGGCCCAACUGGCCUCAUCAAGGUUGUCCCCAGAGGAGAACAUGAGAUCGCGAUAUCACAGUUCACCACGGUAAUCCACGAUAAACUCAAAGCUAUGGGCCUCCCCCGUAGAGAGGUGGUUUGGGUUGGUUCUAAAACAUACCACUCUGGGACAAAAGGGAUGGAAGCUGACAACUCAUACUUGCCCCCAUCUCGCCAUGCACGACCCAUUGAAAACGCAGGCUACCCAUCACUUGUGAUUGAAACAGGUGUCUCUGACUCGCUUGAUCAGCUGCGUCAGGAUGCGCGCAAAUGGUUCGCGGACUCAGGGGGUGACGUCCGGAUCGUCAUCCUUAUCCAUAUGAGGAAGGAUAUUGUGUGCUUCGAGCAGUGGCAGUUGGCACCGAGUACUGCACCCCGUCCGUUAACCAAGAGAUACAUCGAUAGCAUCUGCGCACAAACACCCAACAUACCACUUACCGGACAACCGGCACAACUCCAGCAAGUCUACUGUGUCAGCCAAGUUGAUGUCACCAGAGACUUUGUUGCCGGAACGAAUGUUAUAAAUGGGGCUCCUAUGGUCCUCCCUUUCAUUGCAAUCCAAGAUCGCCCUCCAGGUCCAGGGGAGUGGGAUAUCGUGGUAGGGGAACAAGAAUUUGAUGAGAUUGCAGAUUUGUUGCUCUGA
Penicillium griseofulvum is the source of this 891-nucleotide messenger RNA. RefSeq lists its product as uncharacterized. Lineage: Eukaryota; Fungi; Ascomycota; Eurotiomycetes; Eurotiales; Aspergillaceae. The transcript has a single exon. The record is from RefSeq and is a predicted model, not a curated record. Bases 1 to 891 code for a protein of 296 amino acids.